Haliotis rubra (blacklip abalone) is the source of this 1823-nucleotide messenger RNA. RefSeq names its product dnaJ homolog subfamily A member 1-like. The record is from RefSeq and is a predicted model, not a curated record. Gene Ontology annotation, biological process: protein refolding. Gene Ontology annotation, molecular function: Hsp70 protein binding. NCBI's taxonomy places the organism in Eukaryota, Metazoa, Mollusca, Gastropoda, Lepetellida, Haliotidae. Gene Ontology annotation, cellular component: cytosol; cytoplasm.
ACAAACUUCCUGGUCUUGGCUUCCUGUGUAGCAAACUCAUGCGCGAAGGUUCGAGAAACAUCGAACAAAAACGUGCAGAUAUUAGUCUAAUCACAACGUAAUACCCACAGUGUCCAGAAGUGUGUUAAAGGAGUAAGAUCAAACCAACAGUAAACAACUAGAUUGUUACUGAAUCUCAGUACAGAAAGGCGUUUAGAAGAGAUCCUACUUUGUGGCGAGAAUCAGUUGUGACGAGUUGAGAUCGAAUCUGAUUUUACUCCGGUAAGAGGGCUAACUGUUUUACUUCCAUGAGUGUGACAUAUUGCUGUGACAACCCACACAAGUAAUCAUGGUGAAGGAGACAGCUUUCUAUGAACUCCUGGGGGUCAACCCGUCGUCCACACCAGAAGAGAUCAAGAAGGCAUACAGGAAGCUGGCUCUCAAAUUCCAUCCUGAUAAAAACCCCAACGAGGGAGAGAAGUUCAAGGCAAUAAGCAUGGCGUACGAGGUGUUAUCCGACCCAAAGAAGAGGCAGAUUUACGACCAGGGAGGGGAGGACGCCAUCAAGGGAGGGGGGACAGGUGGGGAGGGAUUCCAUUCUCCCAUGGACAUUUUUGACAUGUUCUUCCACGGAGGGUCACGGAGACAUAGGCAGCCUUCAAAGGGCAAGGACAUAGUGCACAAGGUCAAGGUUACACUUGAGGAACUGUACAAUGGUGCCACACGGAAACUGGCUUUGCAGAAAAACAUCAUUUGUGGGAACUGUAAUGGACGUGGUGGAGAAUGCAGAAGGUGCGUGAUCACUUGCACCAGUUUAAGGACAAAACAUCUACGAGGUUCUGGGAUGAUGAUUCAGGUGCACCGACUGGCACCUGGCAUGGUACAACAGGUACAGUCUCGAUGCUCGGAGUGUCGAGGUCAAGGGGAGAUAAUCAACCCCAAGCUGCGGUGUAAGACGUGUAUUGGUAACAAGGUGGUCAAGGAGAGGAAGAUACUGGAAGUCCAUGUAGACAAAGGUAUGAAGGACCAGCAGCAGAUUCGAUUCACAGCAGAAGGGGACCAGGAACCGGGGCUGGAACCUGGGGACAUCAUCAUCGUCCUGGACCAGAAACCGCACAGCACCUUCCAACGCCAUGGCAACGACCUCAUCAUGAAGAUGAAUGUAGAGCUUGUAGACGCCUUGUGUGGGUUUGUCCGCCCCAUUGAAACACUGGACCAGAGAGUACUCAAAAUCACAAGUCAUCCGGGUGAAGUAGUGAAGCACGAAGAUGUAAAGUGUGUUCUCAAUGAAGGAAUGCCAAUCUACCGCGACCCAUUCUCUAAGGGACGGCUUGUUAUUCAGAUGACCGUUAACUUCCCAAAAAGCAACUUUGCAACCGAAAAACAACUCAGGGUGAUCAGGAACAUUUUGCCAAAACCUGAAGAAGUGAUUGUAUCUGAUGAUGCAGAGGAAUGUGAUCUUGUGACCUUUGACCCCAAUGCCUCCAAGAAUUCGAGACACGGACAGGCUUAUGAUGAGGAUGAUUAUCACCCAGGUCAACAGCGUGUACAGUGCGCUUCUCAGUAACCAUGGUGAUUCUGAGCAUCGACAGACGAACAAGUGAACUUUUUCAGGACAAAAUUUUAUCGUGGAUGUGACAUGUAUUGAAAUAGAUGUAACAUUUUUGUCUCAUGUUUUGGGCCUAGUUCUGUAUCGUAGUCUUUACAUAUGACUCUGAGUGAAAGUGAUGGAGAAAAGCCUUCAAGUUGGUUUCUAUCAAUGUUUUGAGGACAAGUAUUUUUUUAUUGUGUGUUGCUAGUCUGCACGGGGAGGGGUUCUACACUUGGGUAGCCUAGUGGUUAAA